This is a messenger RNA of Gasterosteus aculeatus aculeatus (three-spined stickleback), 3514 nucleotides long. The record is from RefSeq and is a predicted model, not a curated record. NCBI's taxonomy places the organism in Eukaryota, Metazoa, Chordata, Actinopteri, Perciformes, Gasterosteidae.
AAAACCAGACAUGAACCCAAACCCUGACAUUCUCGUUGUUUGUUGUUGUGAUCGUGCCUCCAGGCAUUUUGUAGUCGACUUUGAAUAAAGUUUAGUUUUGAAUAAAUCUGCGUUUGAGUCCUCCUGCCUCUUGUUCCUGGACAUUCCUGGGAAAAUGUGAUAAUUUGAUAACAUAAUUGUGUAGAUGUUGAAUUUUUCAAAAGUAAUUUCCAGAAGAAGAAAAACAAUCCUCUGACAUUCAGGCCAACACACGUCGAACAAAAGCCUUUAGUCAGAACUCAGGAUCUUAUUCUUUUAUCUUCUGCAUUGGACAGAAUGCACUACAGCGACGGCCAGCUCCUUAUUUCCUUGUGACCUUCUAGGAAGGUUCCUGGCGGCUCCUCCUCAUUCCUGAUGAAGUCUCAGUGGUCGUAAACAGUCGAUGUUGUUUCACUGUUUAUACUUAUAUGGUUAUGAAUUACAGAUGCUGCCAUCAUGUCCUCCUGGCUCUCCAUCUUCAUCUGACACUCACACUGCAGUAGGCCUCAUAUGUCCACGUCAUCUGAAGGUCGCUGAUCCGACUCCUCCUGCCUGAAUCCUCCAUGCUGCCUCGCCGCUCAUGGUCGCUACGCCCAGAAGCUGAUGAGCGACUUGUUCACCAACUACACCAGUGCUCUGCGGCCGGUGGAGGACACGGACCACAUCAUCAACGUGACGCUGCAGAUCACGCUCUCCCAGAUCAUCGACAUGGAUGAGCGGAACCAGAUCCUGACCACGUACCUGUGGAUCCGCCAGGUGUGGAUGGACGCCUACCUCACUUGGAAGAAGGAGGACUACGACGGACUGGACACCAUCCGCAUACCCAGCAGCUACGUUUGGAGACCGGACAUCGUGCUGUACAACAGUGCUGACGACGAGUUCUCUAGCUCCAUGGAGACCAACGUGGUUCUCCGCAACGACGGCCAGGUCAUGUGGGACCAGCCGGCCAUCACCAAGAGCUCCUGCUCCGUGGACGUGGCCUUCUUCCCCUUCGACCUGCAGCAGUGCCACUUGACCUUCGGCUCCUGGACUCACAACGGGAACCAGAUGGACUUGUUCAACGCUUUGGACAGCGCCGACUUGGCCGAUUUCGUCCCCAACGUGGAGUGGGAGGUUCUGGGAAUGCCAGCGAAGAAGAACGUCAUCCUGUACGGCUGCUGCUCGGAUCCAUACCCAGACAUCACCUUCAGCCUCCAUCUGAAGAGACGGGCCUCCUUCUAUAUCUUCAACCUCCUAAUCCCCUGCAUGAUGAUUUCCUUCCUGGCUCCGCUGGGUUUCUACCUGCCGGCAGACUCCGGCGAGAAGGUUUCCCUCGGCGUCACGGUGCUCCUGGCCCUCACCGUGUUCCAGCUGUUGGUGGCUGAGAGCAUGCCGCCCUCCGAGAGCGUGCCGCUGAUCGGGAAGUACUACAUCGCAACCAUGACGAUGGUCACGGCGUCCACCGCGCUCACCAUCUUCAUCAUGAACAUCCACCACUGCGGCCCGGAGGCUCGGCCGGUGCCCUCUUGGGCCGAGCGCUUCAUCCUCAACUACCUGGCUCGCGUCUGCUUCGUUUACGAGGCCGGAGAGAACUGCCUGGGUGCCGCCGCCAAGCAGCGGCCUCCUCCUCCCCAACCGGACGCCAAGCGGCGGAGCUGGGACGUGAACGGGCAGGUGUGGGCGGGGAGGCUGGUGGAGGAGGAAGGAGAUGGAGAGUCAGCGAAGCUCAGGCGGGAUCUGACCACCCAGACGGACUGGAAGGAGGACAUGUUUGUGACCGUCGACGACUCAGAGCAGGAAGGAGCCGCUGGAGGAGGAGGUGAGAAGAAAGGCCUGGGAGGAGAGGUGGGAGGUCCCGGUGAGGAGGUCCCGGUGAGGACGCCGUGUCAGCACCUGGGGCUGUGCAGGAACGUGGAGUACAUUGCCAACUCGUACCAGGACCAGCGGGCCGGCCAGCUGAGGGUCGGCGAGUGGAGGAAGGUCGCCAAGGUCAUGGAUCGCUUCUUCAUGUGGCUCUUCUUCGUCAUGGUCUUCUUCAUGAGCAUCCUCAUCCUGGGAAAAGCUAUUUGAAGGAGGUCCGGCCGAGAGAAGGUCGUGGGUAAAAAGGUCGUUUGAGGCUUUCUUUUUUUUGUCGUGAAUGAAGAAGAAGUUUUGAUCUUUUAACCGUUUCCUUGUGCUGUUUUAUCUUCAUGUGAUGAUUUCCAGCGUUUCCUCAGCGUUAUGAAGCUGUUCAUGACGUCCCUCUGACAUUUGAUCGUGUGGUCAGAUAGAAGUAAAAUGAUGUAAUUAGAAAACAAAAGAACAGUUUGUUACCAAGACCAAGAAAAAUAAGGGACCCUAAAUGGUUCUCCAAAAGGAAGUGAGGUUCCACUCAGAACCCUUCGAUCCUUUGCUGGCAUAAACAUGUACUUCCUUCUGUGCCGUCUUCCUACAGAUGAACAUCAGAAUAACUCAUGACGGCGUAUUCACACAACACGGUAGCAUUGAGAGUGAAGCUGUGCAGCAGACACAUGAAGACGGGCUGCUGGUCAUCAACGCACGAUGCAUAUAUUCAAAUAAUGUAAUAACUCACUGACAAGAGCAAACUCACAAGAACCCGUCACAUUUAUUUACAACAGAACCAUAAAGUCCCCGAGAGCACGAGCCAUUCCAAUGUAAUUUAACCAGAAGGAACGUGUGCGCUGUUCAAUAAAACAACACAACACACGCUACUGCAGAUUUAUGACACUAAAGCUUAUUAAAGUUCAUCCUGAAUACUGAGAUGUGAAGUUGUUCAAUGAGAAAACCGGCUAAUGGGAACAAUUAUUACAAUACACAAAGUGUAUUUACCAAAAAAACUAAGGAUGAUAAAAGAGCUGAAACCUUGUGAUUUUGUUCAGUCCAGCAGAGAAGAUCUCUGGGGAUGAAGUCAAUAUUUUAUAAGUUUAAUGUUUAAAAUGAAAGUUCUCCAUCUUUCCUCAAAUCAACAUUGAGCUGCUGGUUUAAAGUUGAAUUAAAUGUUAAACCUAAAUCUGUUUGUGAUGAUCAAAACUGAAAGAAAUGUGUUUGCUUACAAGAAUGAACGCACACACAACUCUUACUAUCUACACAACACUUUUUAACAGUAAAAUGCAUACGUAGUGAAAAUGGGAUUCCAUUUUCUUCUCUAUUCCUUUAAUGCAACUCUUCCAAAUACGAUUUGGGAAUUUAUUUCAACAAAAACAAUGAAUGAAGGCGAAAUUUCAAACUUGUGUUGCCUUGCGGGAAGAUUUAUGAUCACAAAUGUUACAUAACUUUAGUCACAAUUAUGUAAUAUCCAGAUUUAUGUUUUUUUUAAAGUGAGAAAAUAAAUUGAAUUAAACUUUUCACGCCUGUUUCCAAAAUAAAAAAGGAUUCUCGAGUCACUUUUUGCAGUGUUCUUAAUCUUGUAAUGUCAUUUUUCACUGUAAGUAUUUGUUAUAUAUCCUGUUUGUGUGCUUAUGAAGACAUAUUUACACAUUGUUGACUCCAUAAAAUACAUUAAAAACUUUUAAACAUC